Gregarina niphandrodes is the source of this 3078-nucleotide messenger RNA. RefSeq lists its product as hypothetical. The transcript has a single exon. The record is from RefSeq and is a predicted model, not a curated record. Lineage: Eukaryota; Apicomplexa; Conoidasida; Eugregarinorida; Gregarinidae. Bases 1 to 3078 code for a protein of 1025 amino acids.
AUGGCAUUAAAGCGGAUCCAGGCGGAGAGAGUGAAGCGAGUUCAGAAGCCAUCCAGUCGGCAUCGGAAGAUCACCGGGCAGCUUAAGCCCCAUCGGGAACUUUCACCGCUACCCCACUACGGCCCCCCCUUGCAGCCGCCGUCUCCGCCGCCCAUAGGGGGGGUGCAUUACGCUCCGUACCAGGCCGGUCCCCAUUAUGGCGCUCCCACCCAGUAUGGUCAGUACGGGGCGGGGGCUCCCAACCAGUACGGGGCUGGGGCUCCCAACCAGUACGGGGCUGGGGCUCCCAACCAGUACGGGGCUGGGGCUCCCAACCAGUAUGGUGCUGGGGUUCCCAACCAGUAUGGUGCUGGGGUUCCCAACCAGUACGGGGCCAACCAAUAUGGGGCUGGGGUUCCCAACCUAUAUGGGGCCAACCAAUAUGGGGCUGGGGUUCCCAACCAGUACGGGGCUGGGGCUCCCAAUCAAUAUGUGGGUCCCAAUCAGUACGGGGAUGUGGUUGGUGGGAUGGCACAGACGGGGGGGUUGGCACAUACUAGGGAGAUGACGCAUAAUGGGGCGAUGGCCAAUUCCCAAGGCAAUGUGUCUGGAGGCGGCGCGACAGUUGCGCAUGAGGGGAUCGACACGAAGAUCGUGCUGUUGAACAAGAUCGACGAGUUGGAGCGGAAACAGCAAGAGGCGGAGGAGCGUGCGGCUGAGGCAGAGUAUCAGUUGCGUCAAGCAGAGUUGAAACGGCAAUGGGAAGCCAUCCACGGUCCAGAUGAGGAUGUCGGGUCGGCUGCCUUCACGGGCACCUUUACGGGUGGCACCUUCACCGGUGGCAGCUUCGCGGGCGGUAGCUUCACGGGUGGUACCUUUACGGGUGCCGGCAUGUCCACGACCGGCGCGGGGUUGUCUGGACGUUUGUCUGGUCUCAAUGACGAGGACGAAGUGCGAAUGGUAAGACGAGGUGCAGCUUCGGCGGUCUUACGACCGGCACCGAAUCCGGUUCCCGGGUUCCCGGCAGCGCGGCGCAACUCUAUCGCGGCCCCCCCGACGAUGAUCAAAGUGCCCAUUGACACGGGCGUCUCGCAGGCCUUCAGCUACCUCAAAACUCAGCAGGUCCCGGCAAUGGCUUUCAGUGAAACCAGCAGCUCCAGCUGCUCAUCCUGCGAGGACGCAGACAGCAGCGAACAACCCGCCGGCGAACAAAGACCCGAUCUGAGCGAACUUCAGGUUCCCAAUCAAAUUGCAGGCAUAAGCAAUAGUGCAUUGACCCAACACUACACGAAUGACCAAGACUUGGCAGAAACGGACUUACCGUCAAGCCGCGUUGCCAUGGUUAAACGCACCGAUGAUCUGCCGCCGCCGCCGUCUGCGUUCGACCAUCCUUCAGAGUCAGAACGGCAGUAUCAGCAGAUGCAUAGCCAGCAAGCACCCGACCAGCAAAUACCCGGCCAGCAAGCACCCGGCCAGCAAACACCCGGCCAGCAAACACAUAGUCAACAUCAAUAUGAGCUGGCGGCUCUGGAGGCUAAAGAGAGGGAAGAGAUCGAGGAGCGACGCUCGCACAUUCGUGCUCUGGACGCGGAGCGACAACUCUUGGCUGAACAACAGCGACAACGCGAGAUGGCCUUGGAACACCAGCGGGCGAACUACUUCAAGUUGAUUGCCGAACAGGAACGCGUUGCUCGUGAAUACCAGAACGCGUUGGCGCACAGACAAAAGGAAGAACUAAACCAAAGGCAGAUGGAGUUGGAGCGUCUGCGUCAAGAACAGGAACACAGACUUAAAGAGAACCAGCGCCUCGUCCAAGAAAGGAAUGCCGUGGAACAGAAACGGUACAAGGAGGCGACUCGGCAAAUAAAACAUAUCGUUAGCCACUGCCGGCCUCUGCAGUCCUCGCCGCUAAGUCACCUCAUUUCCUCUAGACCUCUGGACUCGCGAGUUCUCUCGGCCGGGGUCGCCUGUCGCCAUCGGAGCAUUAUGGAGCCACCGAGAACGUCGCGGAUGGGGACUGUGAGGUUGGAGCCUGUGAGGGUGGAGCCUGUGAGGGUGGAGCAUGGGAGGGUGGAGCCUAGGAGGGUGGAGCCCGGGAGGGUAGAGAUGCCUGUGCAGCAACUGGGUUCUCCUGUAACCUUCAGGGGAGAACCAGGCAAGGCGACGGCCAUGGCUGCCCAAUAUCCCUACCUACCAAACAUCGUUGUUAGUCACCCGCCCCAGGGCCCAAUGGUUGUCGCAAGUCCCGGUAGACUGGCGCCAAACCCAUUGCCUUCACUUUCUCAGUCACAGCGGCCCAUUAUGGGUCCUGCCCAGACGCCAAGACUGUCGCCGAGGCUCUCAGGAAGAGUAGAAACGCACCAGAGGGGAACAAGUGAGAGCACUUCGCGGCGUGUUAGCGAAAUUGCGCGAGGUAUCUCGGGGUUUCGAGAAGCCCAGAAGGCGUACUCGACUGUCUCUCCGAAACCUCUUAAAGAACGUCGACUCGUACACGAACCUAACCUGUCCCGACGGGCUGGAGUUACUUCCAAGCCAGCGACCAUUGUGCGAGGAACGCCACGAAAGAUCCAGGCCAGGCGAGAAAUACUCUCCAACAACUUGGCACCCACCGGGAACCCCCAAGCUUAUACUUUACAAGUGACUCCUCCUCAUAGCGCAAAACACUUCGUGCACGCCGCUUCAGAACAACGAAUGGCUCCGAACAACCAUUAUACGGUGUUACACCGUCAACGCGGCUCCCAUCAUAUGGAAGACACUACUCACCACCCACAACUGAAUCAUGCACAACUGAAUCAUGCACAACUGAAUCAUGCACAACUGAGUCAUGCACAACUCAAUCAUGAACAACUCAAUCAUGAACAGCUGUCUCAGCAGCAGCAACACAGUCAGCAGCUUAUACCGCCACGACUCAGCCGUGAACUAACCCCUCUCUCCGAGCCCAUGUCCCCGACUCGUACUCGGCUUGAGCAGCUCGACCUGGAGUACGAUCCGGAACAACUGGCCCACACCUCCCAAUACGACGGGGCCGCCGAAGACACAUCGUUUACCAUUGAACGCGUCGUCGCCUCCUCCAGAAGAAAACGUGUUUGCGGAUGCUAG